Molecule: messenger RNA, 1152 nt
Organism: Python bivittatus (Burmese python)
Lineage: Eukaryota; Metazoa; Chordata; Lepidosauria; Squamata; Pythonidae
Product: vomeronasal type-2 receptor 26-like
Biological process (GO): G protein-coupled receptor signaling pathway
Cellular component (GO): plasma membrane
Molecular function (GO): G protein-coupled receptor activity
Source: RefSeq, a predicted model, not a curated record
AUGACUGCGCAUAGUUACAGUGUCUACAAUGCUGUCUAUGUUGUUGCACAUGCUUUGCGUGCCCUGUAUUCAUCCAUAGACCAGCAAAGAUCAGGGGUGACAUGGAAACAUCUUCAACAGCAGUCAUGGAAGGUAUCGCCUCUCUCCCUGUGUAAUGACAUCUGCCCUUCAGGUUACCGAAAGACCCCAAAAGAAGGAGAACCAUUUUGCUGCUAUGACUGCCUUCCAUGUCCGCAAGGAAAGAUCACAAAUCAGACAGACAUGGACAAAUGCUUCCAGUGCCCAGAAGAUCACUAUCCAAACAAUAACCAAGAUUUCUGCCUUCUCAAGUACAUGACAUACCUCUCUUAUGAAGACACAUUAGGAAGCAGCUUGAUGACAGUAGCCAUUACCCUUUCUUUCACCACAGUUUCUGUACUAGGAAUCUUCCUGAAGUACCACAACACUCCCAUUGUCAAGGCCAACAACCCCGACCUCUCCUACACCCUCCUCAUCUCCCUCCUCCUCUCCUUCCUUUGUUCUCUGCUUUUCAUUGGUCGACCCAUGAAGAUGACUUGUCUCCUUCGACAGACUGCUUUUGGCAUCAUCUUCUCACUGGCUGUUUCUUGUAUCUUGGCCAAAACUAUCACGGUGAUCUUGGCUUUCAUGGCCACCAAGCCAGGAUCAAGGAUGAGAACAUGGGUGGGGAAAAGACUGGCCUUUUCCAUAGUUCUUUCCUGUUCCUUUAUGCAAACUCUUCUUUGUUCUGUGUGGCUUGGAAUCUCACCCCCUUUCCCAGACUUUGACAUGCACUCCUUUAUCUCUGAAAUCGUUGUGGAAUGCAAUGAAGGGUCAGUUGUCAUGUUUUAUAGUGUCUUGUCUUUUAUGGGCUUCCUGGCUGUUGUCAGUUUUGUUGCAGCUUUCCUAGCUAGGAAAUUACCAGACACUUUCCAGGAAACCAAAUCCAUCAAAAUCAGUAUGCUGGUCUUUUACAGUGUCUGGUUGUGUUUUGCUCCUGCCUAUGUGAGCAGCAAAGGAAAAUAUAUGGUGGCCAUGGAGAUUUUUGCCAUCUUGGCCUCCAGUGGGGGCCUACUGGGUUGUGACUUUUUCCCAAAAUGCUAUAUCAUUCUGCUGAAACCUGAUCUGAAUAAAAAAAAGCAUCUGAUGAAAUGA